Sugiyamaella lignohabitans is the source of this 504-nucleotide messenger RNA. RefSeq lists its product as uncharacterized. The record is from RefSeq and is a predicted model, not a curated record. Bases 1 to 504 code for a protein of 167 amino acids. The transcript has a single exon. NCBI's taxonomy places the organism in Eukaryota, Fungi, Ascomycota, Dipodascomycetes, Dipodascales, Trichomonascaceae.
AUGUCUAAAGUUAUAAUGCCCCUUAGCGGUAAAGUCUUGGCGGUGGGAACUGUUGCGGCCGGUGUGGUUGGCAUUGGUGCAUCGAAACAGUUCCAGCAACAACGGCAAUUCUGGUUCUGGAACAAACAGGCGCCGCAGAAGAACAGACGGUACGAGGUUCCUCUCCGGUAUGAAUCGGAACUUGAAACGUUGUUGGUGUUGCCCACUCCACUUUUGGCUAAUUUCACGGGUCACCAUGAUCCUCUUUCGAAAAGUUUGACUGAACAGUUGGAAAAGAUCGUUUUAAACGAAACAUCCAAGACUGUCUCGUUAGUGGACUUAGAGGCCGACCAGCCAGAGAUCAAGGGUCUGCUCAAUCGGUACAUGGUUAAAAGUAUUCCCAGUGUUGUUGCUAUACGAGGAGGCAUCCCGAUCUCGCAAUUCACACCCAGCAGAUCUAAUAAUGAACCUCAGGAAGUAGACUACGAACAGCUCAAACAGUGGGUAGAGAGCAUCGACGAGUAG